Messenger RNA from Echinops telfairi (small Madagascar hedgehog), 2624 nucleotides. RefSeq names its product SPRY domain containing 3 (gene SPRYD3). The coding region runs from base 164 to 1453 and encodes 429 amino acids. The record is from RefSeq and is a predicted model, not a curated record. The transcript is spliced from 11 exons. Gene Ontology annotation, molecular function: protein binding. NCBI's taxonomy places the organism in Eukaryota, Metazoa, Chordata, Mammalia, Afrosoricida, Tenrecidae.
AAGGGAAAAAGCACUUUGCCUUUGUCUCACGUUUGGCUCCCAGGGAAGAGUCAUUCAUCCAUGUGUAGGAACCUCUGGAUCAUCCCACUUCACUCCGCCCUCCCAGCUACCAUCUUAGUCGAUGCCAUCCCUCAGCUGAACGGCUACAAGAAGGUUUGUUCUCAUGAACAAGAUGGAUGACCUCAACUUGCACUACCGGUUUCUGAACUGGCGCCGGCGGAUCCGGGAGAUUCGGGAAGUGCGGGCUUUCCGAUAUCAAGAGAGGUUCAAACACAUCCUUGUAGAUGGGGACACUUUGAGUUACCAUGGAAACUCUGGUGAAGUUGGCUGCUAUGUGGCAUCCCGACCCUUGACCAAGGACAGCAAUUAUUUUGAGGUGUCCAUUGUGGACAGCGGAGUCCGGGGCACCAUCGCUGUGGGGCUGGUGCCACAGUACUACAGCUUGGAUCACCAGCCGGGCUGGCUGCCGGACUCCGUCGCCUACCACGCUGACGACGGCAAGUUGUACAAUGGCCGAGCUAAGGGCCGUCAGUUUGGCUCCAAAUGUAACUCCGGGGACCGGAUUGGCUGCGGCAUUGAACCUGUGUCCUUUGAUGUGCAGACGGCCCAGAUCUUCUUCACCAGAAACGGGAAGCGGGUGGGCUCCACCAUCAUGCCCAUGUCCCCCGACGGGCUCUUCCCGGCAGUGGGCAUGCACUCCCUGGGCGAGGAGGUGCGGCUGCACCUCAAUGCUGAGCUGGGCCGUGAGGACGACAGCGUCAUGAUGGUGGACAGUUAUGAGGACGAGUGGGGCCGGCUGCAUGAUGUCCGAGUCUGCGGGACUGUGCUGGAGUACUUGGGCAAGGGCAAGAGCAUCGUGGACGUGGGGCUGGCCCAGGCCCGGCUCCCGCUCAGCACCCGCAGCCACUACUUCGAGGUGGAGAUCGUGGACCCUGGGGAGAAAUGCUACAUCGCCUUGGGUUUGGCCCGGAAGGAUUACCCCAAGAACCGGCAUCCUGGCUGGAGCAGGGGGUCCGUGGCCUAUCAUGCCGACGACGGCAAGAUCUUCCACGGCAGUGGUGUCGGGGACCCCUUCGGGCCCCGCUGUUACAAAGGCGACAUCAUGGGGUGUGGGAUCAUGUUCCCCCGAGACUACAUCCUGGACAGCGAGGGUGACAGCGAUGACAGCUGUGACACAGUGAUCCUGUCCCCGACUGCCCGGGCCAUGCGCAACGUCCGGAACGUCAUGUACCUGCACCAGGAGGGGGAAGACGACGAGGAGGAAGAGGAGGAAGACGGGGAGGAGCUGGAGCAGGAGCAUGAGGGCAGGAAGGUGGUGGUUUUCUUCACCCGGAAUGGCAAGAUCAUUGGCAAGAAAGACGCUGUGGUUCCUUCUGGAGGCUUCUUCCCCACCAUUGGGAUGCUGAGCUGUGGGGAGAAAGUUAAAGUUGAUCUGCACCCCUUGAGCGGCUAGGGCCCUCUCCCAGGGCCAGCCCUGUUCCCGCUGCUCCCUGGGCAGGGCCAGAUACCCAGGGCCUGGCAUGUCCAAGGGUUUGCUUAACCAGGGGGCAUAUAGGGCACGCUGCCCCCUGCCGACUCCUCGGAGCCCCCAUCUCUGACCUGCUGCUGCCCCUGUCAGCAGCCCCUGGGCCGGAGGCCUGCUGGGCAGGAACAGACCCAAAGAACGGGGUUGACAGAGGGCCACUAGCUGCCAGGCCCCUGUUCCUCUCUGGCCCCACUGGAGUAGAGAGGAGUGAGCACCCCAUUUUCAGCUGCUAUGUGGUCAUGAGGCCUUGCACGGCCCGAGGGUAGAGACCCUCCCCCCCUUUACCACAGUAUUCUUCGCCCCCCCCUUUACCACAGUAUUCUUCGUGCAUUCUGUACCCUUUUGUUUUUUUCUAUUUCUUCAUGUGAACCUUUUUUUAUUUCUCCUGUGAAUCAGUUGCUGCUGUCAUCCCCCCUGGCUGGGCUAGGGGGGCUUCCCUGGGCUUAUCUCUCCCCCUUCCCUGGCUGCUGCCCCAAGAAGACUCCUCCUCUAAGAGCCCCGCUCUCUGCUGAGAGCCGGGGCACUCCCUGCUCAGACACCGUAGUCCCACAGAGGUUUGGGUGCCCCUGACCUCCAACCAGUACACACAGAUGGUUUCCCAUUACCCCAGAGGGGCGGUGUGUGGGGCGCGGGGAGGUACUGGGUCUGUGGUAUGCUGUCGCCUCUCGUCCCCUUGUCCCUAGCUCCCUGGGCUGCACGCUGGGGCCCUGGAGCAUAUCUCCUGCCUCAGCCCGGGGAGCUCAGAGAGACAGCUUGGUCCUGGCCUUCCCUACCUGUACCCCCUGCCCCACUUGCUGCUUGUGCCAGUUGCCUGUUUUGCUUCCGUGUUUGUGCCCCCACCCCCUCCAAGCCCUCUCUUCCUCCUACACCCUUCCCAAGCCCCUCCCUGUAUGGUGACCUCCCCUGGGAGAAGGAAGGAGCAGGAGCUGCUAGCCUUGGUUUGCACAGAGCGGGGAGGCUGUGGGGCAAUUGGGUGAGCUGUCUGCUGCUGGGGCCCCCCCGCCCUCCCGUCAGGCCCUGCACUAUGAUGUAUGAAAUGAAUGUACAGACCAGAGAUGUUUAUACACCAAUAAAGAUGGAGUUUCCCUAUUUAUCAGAA